UUGCUUCUGUCUAAAUGGAUGUCAUUUGCAGGGCCCAAUCUUAAUGGACUGUUCGGAAGGCAAUCUGGUACAACACCUGGGUACUCCUACUCUGCUGCUAACAAGAACAUGGCUGUGAAUUGGGAGGAAAAGACAUUGUACGACUACUUGCUCAACCCCAAGAAGUACAUUCCUGGAACAAAGAUGGUUUUCUCUGGUUUGAAGAAGCCACAUGAUCGUGCCCACCUCAUUGCAUACUUGAAGCAAUCCACCAUCUUAAAGCGUUUGCCGAUACUUUGUUUUUCCCAACCAUGCCAUUUUGCAGUUGUUGGAGAUUGUUUCGCUAAGCGGAUGUAA
This is a messenger RNA of Pistacia vera, 336 nucleotides long. Its product is annotated as cytochrome c-like. Lineage: Eukaryota; Viridiplantae; Streptophyta; Magnoliopsida; Sapindales; Anacardiaceae. Gene Ontology annotation, molecular function: electron transfer activity; heme binding. Gene Ontology annotation, biological process: mitochondrial electron transport, ubiquinol to cytochrome c; mitochondrial electron transport, cytochrome c to oxygen. Gene Ontology annotation, cellular component: mitochondrial intermembrane space. The transcript has 2 exons. The record is from RefSeq and is a predicted model, not a curated record. The coding region runs from base 19 to 336 and encodes 105 amino acids.